Messenger RNA from Cucumis sativus (cucumber), 4907 nucleotides. Its product is annotated as calmodulin binding protein PICBP. The record is from RefSeq and is a predicted model, not a curated record. The transcript is spliced from 3 exons. Bases 803 to 4552 code for a protein of 1249 amino acids. Gene Ontology annotation, molecular function: calmodulin binding. Lineage: Eukaryota; Viridiplantae; Streptophyta; Magnoliopsida; Cucurbitales; Cucurbitaceae.
UGGAUGUCCCCUAUACAACACAGCACCCCGGGUUUCGUCUCCUUUGACAUUGGAUGGAUCUAGACUAGAUAAUAUCUUUCUUUUUCUGAGGUUGAAGAAGGAGUCUAGCCAUGGAGAUCAAAUGGGAUGAAAUAGAGAGGUUCUUGACUUCCAUUUUGAAGAAGCGGAAACUAAUGAAAAGGAUGGGACAUAACAAAGAGGUUGACAUGGCAAACGUGUGAUAGAACACUUGAAGUAAAGGAUGAGAAGUUGGCCGCAUCACCAUUGUUUUAUUCGAACUUAAAUUAAAUAUUGUUAAAAUUUUAGAUAUCAAAAUGUUAAAUUUUGAAACGCAGGAAAAAACGAACGUUUGAACAAAGAGUCAUUUAUUAUUGUCUUAGGUUAUUAUAGUUUGAUAUCGUGUGUAGAUUAAUUUAAUUUGAAUCAUAAAAGUAUAUUUAUAAAAAAAAAAGAUUGAAUUAUGGAAUAAUAAAAAGGGUAGCAAAUUGUUAGCAAAUUGGGAGAGAAAGGGAAAGUUGUUAUUAUUGGUGAAGGGUGUGAGAAUUGGGUCAACCCAAUUACGGAAGAAUGAAAAGGAAGGCAUUAGGCAUAGGCUUAUACAUUUGUACAAGUCAAGAAAACCAUUUUCAUUCCUUAAUUUCACAUUCAAAUCUGACUGCAAUUUUAUUGCUUCCAUAUUUUCUCAUCCACAAAACUCUCAAUUUCCCACUCAUUCUCUUCUCUGAACAUCAAAAUUCCUCACCCCUUCCUUGUUUUUUCACCCAAUCGGUUUUCUGAUUCUCUUCUUCCAGCUUCAGAGAGAAUGAUCGACCUCGAUUCUCAUCACCACUCCCAAUCAGAAGAAGAUUGUAGAAAUGCAGAUGAUGGAGCCUCAAGCUUGGAUAAAUCCCCAGCAAGACAACAGAAAUCUGAGUUUAGUUUGGGUAUCAUUUCUUCUUCUUCUUCUUCUUCAUCAUCGUCAUCUAGCUCUGAUGAGUCUACUCCAAGUUCAAUUUUAGAUUCGGCCCCAAAUUUCAUGAAGACCACUACCAGCUCAGAAGCGAGAAGGAACUAUUACCAGAAAUCAAAUCGCUCUGGUUCAAAGCCUUCCAGAACUUUGACAAGAAUGUCGAGUUCUAGAUUCAAAAGAACAUUGAUCAGGAAGUCUACCGAUGAGCGAGAAUUGGAAUUUCCAGUAAGUUCUCGCAAAUCUAAAUUGGAGAAUCAGAACAUUGGGCAACAAAAAUCAAAUUCGACGAUCUCAGGGAUAAUGUUAACUAGAAAGCCAUCACUUAAACCUGUAAGGAAGUUAGCGAAAUUGGCUGCUUCUAAGUCCAAGAAAUGUUCAAAUAUGGAAAUAUCUGAGUUAAAUCCAGAAUCUUGUGUUGAAAAGGCCACAUGUUCUUCGACCUUCAAGGGUUCUAAGUUUCCUGAUAGCAUUGAGCUCCAACCAGGAGAAGAGAAAGAAUCUGAAAAACUUGCUGUCAAAAAGAUUUGUCCUUAUAGCUAUUGUUCCCUCCAUGGUCAUUCUCAUGGAAAUACCCCUCCGUUGAAGCGUUUCAAGUCUAUAAGGAAACGUGCUUUGAGAGCUAACAAUAACAAGAGCGAGAGUGAACCACCUUUUCAAGCCAAACAAUCUGGAAAUAGGAAGAAAGGUCUUCGAGCAAGCAAAAUGGUUGACAGAGAAAGAUCAGUAGCUAAUGAGACGAUGAACGCAGACAUGUUAGUACGUGCUGCAGAGGAAGAAUCUGAUCCUAGUGUUCUUAGGGAUAUCGAUACGGGAGUAUUAUCCAAUAUGAAGGAAAGUAAAUUGGAUGCAGAUGAAUGCAAAUUGGAUGCAGUAAAUUGGAUGCAGAUGAAUGCAAGCAAAGUGGUUGACAGAGAAAGAUCAGUAGCUAAUGAGACGAUGAACGGAGACAUGUUAGUAUGUGCUACAGAGGAAGAAUCUGAUCCUAGUGUUCUUAGGGAUAUCGAUACGGGAGAAUUAUCCAAUAUGAAGGAAAGUAAAUUGGAUGCAGAUGAAUGCAACUUGAAGGACACUUUGGGAUCUUCUGCUUUUGGUUAUGAGGAAAUGGAACAUCAGAGGGAAGCUGAUGAAAAUCCAAAGGAAGAUUUGGCAGUGGAGAUCGAUAGUCUAUCGCGUACGAGCUCCAGCUCUAGUAUCAGCUUAAAUUUUACAGCAGAAGUGCAGGAGAUAAAUCCCAAGUACAUCAGAAUGUGGCAGUUGGUAUAUAAGAAUGUAGUGGACAGUGACUCUGGCAAUGUUGGUAAUGAACUACCUAUUCUUCAGGUGAAGGAAACGUCAAAGGAAGUUGACAACAAAUUGCUUGUAGAUACCAACUCCAACUCCUUUAAGCUUGUCUCCAAUGUCGAUCAGGAAGGAGCAGAUGUGUCUCCUCAUGCAGCAGCAGCCUAUAGAAAACUUGAGCUCUUCAAGAACGAAGCUAUUAAGCUAGUGCAAGAAGCUUUUGAUAGAAUCCUUCUACCAGAGAUUCAAGAACAACAAUCUCUAUCUCGUGACUGGAAUUCAGAAGAGAAGCUGCCGGAAAGGAUUCCGGCUGAAGUUAGAGGAUCAAACCUCCUAACGUCUUCUUCCAGUACUCAUUCUGCAGGAGAGGAUCUUGCACAAGAUGCAGAAGACACGCAAACAAAAGUUGAGAAUUCACCAUCUAUUGAGGAAAAGAAAACAAUGCCAAUUGAGAACAGAAAUCAGUCGGGACCUAAGAGAUGGAGUAACCUUAAAAAGUUAAUUCUUCUCAAGAGAUUUGUCAAGGCUUUGGAGAAAGUAAAAAAGAUUAACCCACAGAAGCAGCCACGUUUUCUAUCACUCAAGCCUGACCCAGAAGGAGAGAAGGUUCAUCUUCAACGUCAAACGACAGAAGAAAGGAAAAACAAUGAGGAAUGGAUGCUUGAUUAUGCAUUACAACAGGUUAUCUCAAAGUUACAACCAGCUCAGAAGAAGAGAGUUUCUCUGCUUGUAGAAGCUUUCGAAACAGUUCUUCCAGUGCCUGGAGUUGAGGCUCACAUCAAGACCAAAGUAGCUUCUGAUGGAACUGAUAAAGAAAGUGAACGUCAAAAUAGUGCUGAUAAUACCUUUUUUGGGAAUCUUUUGAACAUGAAAAAUAUUGUCCAAGCGUCUGCAGGCCAAGCAAACAAUAUAAACAAGGUCGGAAACAGGAAUUCCAUGACAUUUUCUAUUAAAAGUGAAGCAAACUUGGAACAACUUGAGAAACCAGAACAAGAUCAAGCUAUUCAUGAAAAUACUGGUAUAGGGUGGAGAGUAGGGGACGUUGCGGUAAAAAAAGAGGUCAAUGUGAAAGGAUCCUAUCCUGAGCCAGUCGAUAUAUGUUUGCCAGAGGCCAACUAUGCCAUAUUAGACAGGGAGACCGCCAAGAAGCCAAAAGACACUAGCUAUGAAGAGGUUUCAGUAAAUGGAAAACUUCUAAAGAUAUCUAAAAAUGUAAUUGCACGUUUAAACACUGAACUACUUCAGAAUGAAGAUCUGGAGCCUGAUAAAAAUAUAUCCAAAAGUGAUGGUUCGAUCAGUGUAACUAGUGGAGUAUCUGAUAUAUCCAAAAGCCUUUCUUCAGAAGAAUAUGAGACAUCAGCAGCAGCUAGAAGUCUUACUUGUGAAGAACACAAGAAAUCAACUGAAGUCAAUGAACUACUGGAAAAAACAAGGGCUGCUAUAUUCGAUAGAAGUCGGAUAGCUCAAUCAAAACCUGGUUCCACGCAAGCAAAAUCUGUUACUCCAGAGGAAACCAAUGCUGCUUCCAGCAUUGGUGAAGCAAGUGAAAAACGGGUUGAGGAAAAGAAAAAUGCAAGCAUGUGGUUCUUGAUAUACAAGCACAUGGCUUCAAGUAUUGAUGCUGAAAAUGGUUCGAAGCCUCUCGUUAGUGAGGAGGCUGACAAGGAUGAAAAGGAAUUUUCCUCAAGAAAACAAAAUAUGGAAUUGGAAAAUAACUUUGUGAAUGACCCAGAUGUGAAACUCCAAUGCAUUGAAGCCAUAAAGCUCGUAAAUGAAGCAAUUGAUGAGAUUCCUCUUCCAGAAAACAAUACCUCGCCCCAUGAUGGAUCAUUCUCCAGCAACUUGAUCAGAGACCCAGGAUUAUUCCUAGAAGAGAAACAAGAUGCCUCUGAGAUAAAAGACAGAAAAGGGGAAGCAUACGAUACUACUGAUUCUAAUGUUGAUGAAGGAUCAACGAAUGCUGUUGAUUUAAACAGCCAGGAUGAUGAAAAAGAGCCAAAGUUUGGAAGCAAAGACAAUCGGCAAGUUCUAAAGAAUUGGAGCAAUUUGAAAAAAGUUAUUCUUUUGAAGAGAUUUCUCAAAGCAAUAGAGAAAGUAAAGAAAUUCAACCCAAAAAAACCAAAUUUUUUGCCUUUGACGCAAGAUGCAGAAUCAGAAAAAGUUCAAUUGAGGCAUCAAGACACAGAAGAUAGAAAGAAUGCAGAGGAAUGGAUGCUUGAUUACGCACUUCAGCAGGCCGUGGCCAAACUCACUCCUGCUCGUAAGCGAAAAGUCGAGUUACUCGUACAAGCUUUCGAGACAGUAAAUCCAACAAUCAGUAAGUGACAAUAACCUUAGCAUCAAUUCUUCAUUGCAUUCAUUUGCACAUUUUUUAUGCUGCAUCUUGUAAGACCAAAGAUCUUCUCAAUCUUUUUUUUGCUUUUAGUUCUUUUAUUGUAUAUUCAUUUUUGUCUUUUGGUCUGUUGGAGAAAAGGGUUACUUCCAUGGCCCUUAUAGCGUGAAAUUUCUUAUGAUUUUCAAAAGUUUGAAGUGUUGGACUGUGAAUAUGAAGGGUAGUUUAAGUACUUGUAGAUGCACCAAAAGAACUGUAUUUUUCACUGUUUUGAUCAUUCUCUAUAUGUUGUAAAAGCGUAUAAAUUAUCAAGGAAAAGUAGAAUUAUUUUAUUCCGACCUUGAUUUA